This is a messenger RNA of Jaminaea rosea, 799 nucleotides long. RefSeq lists its product as hypothetical. The record is from RefSeq and is a predicted model, not a curated record. NCBI's taxonomy places the organism in Eukaryota, Fungi, Basidiomycota, Exobasidiomycetes, Microstromatales. The coding region runs from base 35 to 799 and encodes 254 amino acids. The transcript is spliced from 2 exons.
UUUUCCCAUCAGAGCUACUGUCAGCACCCCAAAGAUGAGCAACAACGACUUCAACGCCGCCGCCUCCACCCUCACCGCCGCUGCUGCCGCCCCGCCCGUCGUCGCCACCAUGCCUUCGCACACCUCCUCCGCCGACAUCUCGUGGUCAUCUCUCCUUGCUUCGUCCCCAGAGAGCGACAACAAUGCGGGCCUGCAAAAUCUGGCUGCUCUAGCCACAGAAGGAUUCAGGCACCGCGCUCAUCACGACCUGGCUUGGCGCAUGGAGCACAUGUGUGUCUUCAUGCCGGACUGGAGGGGCAUCUUAUACGACGACGAGGUCGAAUACUACGACGAGCAGUAUGGGCACUUCAUCAUCUCUCCCGCCUGGACGCACAUCGGCCUCACCGACGAGAAUGGCAUCGUGCGCAUUCCUGGCGCCCUCGACGGACGUUCGGCCACCCUCAAUGCGCUGCGGGACUGGCUCUUGGUCAGCGAGGACCACGAUGGUCAUCUCGCCUGGCUUGAGCUUCACGAGGAGGUGGAACAGGCUCCCUACACGUACGGUGACCUUCUCGACGGCAUCCCCUCCGCAGACUGGGCAGCCCAUCAGGCGGCCUACAUGUCGUUCGUGGAGAGCGACGAGAGGGGAAGGGAUCCCAGCAGCGGGGGUGUGGAGAUGGUGGAGGAGGAGGAGAAGGAGGUGGAGGAGGACAGCGGCAGCGACGAAGAGCUGGUCGACGACUGGGGCAGUUCGGAGUGGUGGAGAGGAACUGGAUGGUCGAGCGACAUUGAGCGAGAAAACUGGUGGGGCUGUCAGUGA